CUGUUCUGGUGGAGAAGCCAUGAAAGCUGUGGUCGUCGUUAUGGAGAGUGAUGAUACUGGCAAUCGCCUUCGCUUCCAGCUGGAGUUGGAGUUUGUGCAGUGCCUGGCAAACCCCAAUUACCUAAACUUUCUUGCCCAGAGAGGAUUCUUCAAGGACAAAGCAUUUGUCAACUACCUUAAAUACCUGCUCUACUGGAAAGAACCAGAGUAUGCCAAAUACCUAAUGUACCCCCAGUGCCUGCACAUGCUGGAGCUGCUGCAGUAUGAGCACUUGCGCAAAGAGCUGGUCAAUGCCCAGUGCGCCAAGUUCAUCGAUGAGCAGCAGAUCCUGCACUGGCAGCACUACUCUCGCAAGCGCAUGCGUCUCCAGCAGGCCCUGGCCGAGCAGCAACAGCAGCAGAACAGCACCUCUGUGAAGUGAGCCCAUUUGGCAUCCCCAGUGAGUGCAGGAGGGACAGUUGCAGUGGCGGCACUACUCUGGAAUCAUCCAAGCAUGGGGCUGCCUUGGCUGAGCAGCCACAGCACAAAA
Molecule: messenger RNA, 529 nt
Organism: Podarcis raffonei (Aeolian wall lizard)
Lineage: Eukaryota; Metazoa; Chordata; Lepidosauria; Squamata; Lacertidae
Product: mediator of RNA polymerase II transcription subunit 31-like
Exons: 1
Coding region: 20-421 (133 amino acids)
Biological process (GO): regulation of transcription by RNA polymerase II
Cellular component (GO): mediator complex; core mediator complex
Molecular function (GO): transcription coregulator activity
Source: RefSeq, a predicted model, not a curated record